AUGAACAUUUUCUAUGUUCUUUGCGUCAUCAUGCUGAUGCUCGCGGGUUCCGAUUGCAGGCAGGCUCGUAAAGUCCCGCUUAAUAAUCCUGCGAAUCAGAGAAACACUCGACACGCCAAGAAUGCAAACUGCCGCAGCGUAAUAGAUCCCCCGAAGAAGAUAGUCGAAAAAAGCAGCAACAUCGCGCAAAAGGCGGCCGCGGAAGCAAAGGCUGCGUCCGAAGCUCAGAAUAUCGCUGGUCAACAGGCAGCACGUCAAGUGAAGGCGCAAUUGGCGGAGAAGGCGGCUCAAGCUGCAAAAGCCGCGGAGGCGGUCUUAUCGGGCAAGGAAGCGGUGGUCGAGCAGUUGCGGAAGGAGGUCAAAGAGGCACGAUCGGUGGUUCAGGAAGAGACGUCCUCCCUGCAACAGGCGCAGGCAAAUGUUAACGCUGCGAUCCAAGCGGCACGGCAAUCCCAGGAUCAGUUGAGAACACUGACGAGCGCGAUGCAUAUGGCCAAGUCGAACGCGGCGAACGCGCAGACAGCGGCGAGCGGGGCGCAGAAGUCGCUGCGAGAAAAGGAAGAGCUGCUGGAAGCGGCUAAGAGACGAGUGGACGAGCUGUCGAGUCAGUUGCAAACCGCCCGGCAGGAUUUCGCGAACACGAACCGCGCGGCGGCCAAAGCGAACGCCGCCGCGCACGAGGCAAAGGCGAAUGCGGCCAGGAACAAAAGGAGAUUGGCGAGUUUGAGGAGAUUGCGCGCCGCGCGAUCGAUGCGGGUCACACCCUGA
This is a messenger RNA of Dinoponera quadriceps, 768 nucleotides long. RefSeq names its product protein TolA-like. The transcript is spliced from 5 exons. The record is from RefSeq and is a predicted model, not a curated record. Bases 1 to 768 code for a protein of 255 amino acids. Lineage: Eukaryota; Metazoa; Arthropoda; Insecta; Hymenoptera; Formicidae.